Messenger RNA from Carassius gibelio (silver crucian carp), 1111 nucleotides. RefSeq names its product RNA-binding Raly-like protein. Gene Ontology annotation, cellular component: nucleus. The coding region runs from base 11 to 850 and encodes 279 amino acids. Lineage: Eukaryota; Metazoa; Chordata; Actinopteri; Cypriniformes; Cyprinidae. Gene Ontology annotation, molecular function: RNA binding. The record is from RefSeq and is a predicted model, not a curated record. The transcript has 8 exons.
CCUGAGAAGGAUGACUGGGAAAACUCAAACCAGCAAUAUAACAAACAAGACAGAUCCUCGCUCGCUGAAUUCCAGAGUGUUCAUUGGUAACCUCAACACUGCUGUGGUCAAGAAAACUGACAUUGAGCUCAUUUUUGCCAAGUAUGGCAAGAUUAUGGGCUGCUCUGUGCACAAGGGCUUUGCUUUCGUCCAGUAUGCCUGCGAGAGGAACGCUCGAUCGGCUGUGGCUGGUGAGAACAGCAGGGUGCUGGCCGGACAGACCUUAGACAUUAACAUGGCUGGAGAACCACGUCCUUACAGGCCAAAAGUGGGAUCCAAGCGACCUUUCUCCUUAUACAGUGGCUAUGAAUUUCAUUAUGAUUUCUACAGGGAUGAUUUCUAUACCAGGAUUUUUGACAUUCAUGGGAGAUUAGCACCGUCCCCUCGGGCUGUGAUACCUAUCAAGCAUUCCCGUUUGGUUGCGCUCUCAACACGCAGGACAAAAAACUCUUUCCAGCCAAAGAUUUCCACCUGCUCUUCUUAUCUAAAAACGAUGUCGUCAGGUUCCUUAUGCUCUAUGGUGAAAUCCGAUCAGCUCCUGACAAUCAAGCAAGAACUGUCCCAGAUAAAGAUUAAGAUCGACUCCUUGCUGGGAAGGCUAGAGAAGAUUGAACAGAAGCAGUUAGCAGAAGCAGAAGCCAACAGGAAGCACGAGAAGGCCUAUCAAUCUCUCUAUAGAGAGACAGAAGAGGAUGUGGAUCAGGAACAUCAGGAUGCGGGGUCUUGGGAAGUGACUGAUGAUGGUGAUGAUGGAAAUGACAGGGCUAAUGGUGAACUGAUAGAAAACCACAUAUCUGAUGUAGACAACUGAGCAAGGACUGGGACCAGCACUCCUAUCAAGUUUACUGUUUUUGGAAGAUAUCCAGUCAGAAUUCCCUUUCAUGUCGAUUUAUUUAUUUGUUUGUAUGUAUUUUUUUUUUUAUUCAUUCAACUGGUCAUACUUUUACAUACGUAAGUAUGUAUAGUCAGACAAAAAAAGAUGAAACUAUAACUUAAUAUGUAAAAUAAUUAAUGUAUUUUAUUUAGAAAAUGUGAUAAACGCUGUGUCAUGGUCAUAAAGGUUUACAAAUAA